Scylla paramamosain (green mud crab) is the source of this 1674-nucleotide messenger RNA. RefSeq names its product probable E3 ubiquitin-protein ligase HERC4. Gene Ontology annotation, molecular function: ubiquitin protein ligase activity. NCBI's taxonomy places the organism in Eukaryota, Metazoa, Arthropoda, Malacostraca, Decapoda, Portunidae. The coding region runs from base 993 to 1406 and encodes 137 amino acids. Gene Ontology annotation, biological process: protein polyubiquitination. The record is from RefSeq and is a predicted model, not a curated record. The transcript has 8 exons.
CCGGCUACCUGCUGUUGUGGGGGUCAAACAAGCAGGGUCAACUGGGCUAUACUCCCAAGGGUGAUCCUCUUGUUAGAUCUUCGCAGGGGGGACGUCAGCAUGGCCACCGUCAGCAGGGAGAGUGGGGGUGCUGAGGACUUUUGCAGCCCUCCCCUACCCCGACCAAAUGCCCCUCUCUCUCACAAUUCAAGAACAUAUGAUUAAGAAACUUCUGUCAAUUGAGGAAGAAGACAUGAUUGAUGACGAUUUGUUUACGUACACAGAGACAGUGUUUGCCUCAGUGUGCGCUUGGAACAGCUCCCUCACGCUUGCUGGCUUGCACAAACACACACACACACGGGCUGGACUACCGUUUGGCUGAGGACUGUGUGGCUCAGAUUGGCCGGAUUGCAAGGGAGACCAUCCAGGAAGUGGCGAGUGCGUGCGUUUGUGUGCGUUUCACUGCAUUUUACUGAAGGUUUCCCAGGACAAAACAGGACAAACCGACCUGCUGGCAUUUCACACGCAGAAUCUCACAAGCGUCCACUGAUCCAUUACCGAGCUAAUCCAAACGUAUCCAAACGUCCACAGGUUCGUACUGGCAUUCAAAACGUGGCCAAGAGUCUUCCUUCGCAUCCCCCAGCCAGGACGCCUUACGCUGUUAUGUCCUUCCCCUGUACAAGGACUUCACUGACCCUAAACAAACGGCCAAACUCCAAACGCCGUAUGCUGAGGGAGUGUUGAAGCUUGGCAAGGAGAUGGCGGAGGUGUUCAGGACUUUACACUAAGGCUGGUUACUUUGUACAAGAAUGUGGUGGUACAAAUACUGAAUUCAGCUCACCAAUGUAGCUCUGAGAGACCGGCGUGCCCUUGUGUCUUCCCUGCGGCUGUUGUCCCUGGUCCACGGUCUGAACUUCCAAGCCGGCUGCCGAGUGGGGCGGUUGAACUACGACGACUUUUACAUCCCAGAAAUUGCAGAGAAAAUUGAUAUUAGGAAUGAUUACUUGAACUGGAUGAACAGCAGGCUUCACCCGAUGUCCAGGAGGGAGAGUCCAAUCCUGUUCUGUGAGUAUCCAUUCUUGUUCGAUCCUCAGGCCAAGACGCUGCUGCUCAGGUGUGACGCCACUCGGCAGGGCGAAUGUUUCCCAGACCACCCGGUCAUACGCACGUUCUGGGAAGUAUUUCACAAACUCUCCCUGGAGCAGAAGAAGUGGUUUUUGAAGUUCCUGACGGGCACUGACAGGGUUCCUAUUCUGGGCAUGAAGGCACUCAAGUUGAUGAUCCAAAGCACAGCAGACGACAGCUUCCUUCCGGUCGCACACACCUGCAUCACCCAACUCAACCUGCCAAAAUACAACACCAAAGAGAAGCUGAAAUACAAACUUCUACAGGCCGUACAGCAGAGUGAAGGGUUCGGCCUGGUGUGAGGGUGUCAGGGGGUGUUGACGGGGUGUGAGGGGGUGUUGAAGGGUGUGAGGGGGUCAGGGGGAGGCUGUGUGAGUUGGAUAAGAGUGACCUUGUGUGUGGGAGGAAGUGCCUGUUAAGAAAAUAGAAUAUAUAGAAAUUAAUAGAAAAUAUAUGUAAUAGUUUACAGAAUUAUUAUUAUUAUUAUUAUUAUUAUUAUUAUUAUCAAAUUGAGUAUAUUUUUUAGUCUUGUUACAAAAAAAAAUGAAUGAAAUAAAGAAAAUGAAAAAG